Messenger RNA from Carlito syrichta (Philippine tarsier), 2139 nucleotides. Its product is annotated as protocadherin-15-like. Lineage: Eukaryota; Metazoa; Chordata; Mammalia; Primates; Tarsiidae. The record is from RefSeq and is a predicted model, not a curated record. The transcript is spliced from 7 exons. Bases 1 to 2139 code for a protein of 712 amino acids.
AUGGAAGUGGUAGUGAUAAGCACUCUUGGACCUGAUUCAGCAUUUAAGGCUUCAGUUGUCACUCUAUCAGUGUCUAAGAGGAUCCUGGAUCGUUAUGUUCAGGAACAAAUUCCUGGUGCCAAGGUUGUGGUGGAGUCCAUUGGAGCUCGCCGGCAUGGAGAUGCCUUUUCCCUAGAAGAUUACACCAAAUGUGACUUGACUGUCUAUGCAAUCGACCCCCAAACAAACAGAGCCAUUGACAGAAACGAGCUUUUUAAAUUUCUGGAUGGCAAACUGCUUGAUAUCAAUAAAGACUUUCAGCCACAUUACGGAGAAGGAGGACGCAUUCUGGAGAUCCGGACUCCAGAGGCAGUGACCAGCAUCAAAAAGAGAGGAGAAAGUCUGGGAUACACGGAGGGGGCUUUACUGGCUUUGGCCUUCAUCAUCAUCCUCUGCUGCAUUCCUGCUAUCUUGGUGGUUUUGGUCAGCUACAGACAGUUUAAAGUACGCCAAGCUGAGUGCACCAAGACUGCACGAAUUCAAUCCGCAUUACCCGCGGCUAAACCAGCAGCGCCUGCCCCUGUGCCAGUGGCAGCGCCCCCGCCACCACCGCCGCCGCCUCCUCCGGGUGCACAUCUCUAUGAAGAACUUGGAGAUAGCACAAUGCAUAAUCUUUUCCUUCUCUACCAUUUUCAACAAAGCAGGGGAAAUAACUCAGUCUCAGAAGACAGAAAACAUCAAGACAUGAUGCCCUUUUCUUCCAAUUCUAUUGAGGCUCACAAGCCAGCUCAUGUAGACGGAUCACUUAAAGACAACCAACAGAAAUCUGCAAGAAAAUUCACAUUUCUAUCUGAUGAGGACGCCUUAAGUACCCACAAUCCCCUUUAUAAGGAAAAUGUAGGCCAAAGAGCCACACAUUUAGACUUUUCACUGAGAACAGAUUUUGUAGACCCAUUUUUACCCAAAACAGGGGCCAAGAGUGCAUCUCUGAGAAGCCCAAGAGAAAAGAUUCAGAGGUUGUGGAGUCAGUCAGUCAGCUUACCCCAGAGACUGAUGAGGAAAGUUCCAAAUAGACCAGAAAUCAUAGAUCUGCCACAAUGGCAAAGCACCAGGCAGAAAGCCGAAAAUGAUAUUUCCGAAAGUCAUCCAAACAAAAGAGAUAGCAGCAAUCCUCUGCUUAUAAAUGAAGACGUAAAUUUGCCAGAGAAAGAGGAAGUAAGACAAGGUGAAACACUGAUUAUAAAAGGAACAGAACAGUUGAACAGAACAUAUCUCUCUUCAGACUCUUCAUUUUGCUCUCCCAGGUCUUCCUUCUCCUUCUCUACUUUGCCAACUGUCUCAAGAACUGUGGAGCUCAAAUUAGAACCUAAUGUCAUCACAUCUCCUGCUGCCUGUUCUUUGGAACCUCCUACUCCAAGAUCUUGCUUUUUAAAUUCUCCACUCUCUAGGAGAGAGACGCCCACUUGUUUGUUAACCAAUGAACCCCAAACAAAUAUUUCUGACAAUUUUUCCCAUUCAUCAAGCAUCUCUCCUCCUCCCUCUCCCUCUCCUCCUCCUCCUCCCCCUCCUUCUUCUCCUGCUCCUCCUGCUCCUGACCUUACUCCUUUUUCUCGUCCCCGUUCUCCUCCUUCUUCUGCUAUCCCUCCUCCUUUUCCUCCUCCUCCACCUUAUCUACUAUCUGUUCCUACUUCUGUUCCCCCGACUUCUGUACCUCUUUUACCCUCACCUCCAACUUUUCCUCCACCACCACCACCUCCUCCUCUUCCUUGUCCACUACCUCCUUCAGCUUCAUUUCUAUCCACAGAGUGUGUUUGCAUACCAGCUAUUAAAGGCACUACCAACAUAACAUCUGCCAAGGAAAUUAAAUCCUCUGUGACAAAGCUAUCAACCUCAACAGCAGUGUGUAAUGCACACCCUCAAAGGAAACCAAAAGGCAUCCUCAGACAUGUUAAAAACUUAGCAGAACUUGAAAAGUCAGUAGCAAACAUGUACAGUCAAAUAGAAAAAAACUAUCCACGCACAAGCAUCUCAGAACUGCAAAGUGUUUGCCCUUCAGAGGUAACAAAUAUGGAAAUCACAUCUGAGCAAAACCAGGAAAGUCUGAACAAUAUUGUUGAGGGAAUUGAAAAUCAAUCUUACAGUCAAUCUACUUCACUGUAA